AUGUGGAGGCUAGUAACGGUAAUAUUUGCUGUUACUAUUGCUAAUAUUGCAUCUGAGCCUACGCCUAUUGUAAUAUGGCACGGCAUGGGUAUGUGUUACAGCAAAAAUAUUUAGUAAUUAACCGAAAGAGAGUAAAAUCAGCUUAAAUUCUAUGAUUGCAAGCGGAAAAACUGUAAAAUAAAGUUGGGUUCGUUAGAAGUCACUAUUUUGCAGGAGAUUCAUGUUGCAAUCCACUGAGUAUGGGCCGAAUUAAGAAGAUAAUCAAAGAAAACGGACCUGAAAACGUUUAUGUCAAGAGCCUGAUGUUCGGCAGUAAUGUUGUGACUGUAAGUUAUUGAACAUAAGUUUGAGGAUUGAGAUUAUCUUCUCAGCUUUACAAAAUUAAUUUUUUUUAAAUCAACGCUCAGGUCGUAACUAACAUCGAAGUUUAGGACACUGAAAAAGGCUUCUUUGCCAACAUGAACGAUCUAGUGGCAGAUGCCUGUAAACAGUUGAAGGAAGACCCCAAAAUAGGUGAUAGUUACCAUUCCGUCGGCUUUUCACAAGGAGGAUUAUUCUUGUAGGUUUUAAAAUAAUGUUGACCUUCCCAAUAUAGACGAGCACUGGCUCAACGAUGUGACUACCCUGUGCCCAAGUCAGUUGUUUCGAUUGGUGGUCCUCAACAUGGUGUUUAUGGCUUCCCACAUUGUCCUGGUAGUGUUGGAAUUUGUAACACAGUACGAAGGCUACUCAACACUGGCGCCUAUCUGGGAUUCGUUCAAAAUGCGUAAGUUGAGUUGCUUUUGGCGUUUACUGUGCUUUUAAUUAUAAUUUACAUUAGGAAUAGUGUUUUUAAAAUAUCUGUUGUUAAAUUAAGGAAUAACUUUAAUUAUUAUACCAUACAAUUUUUCUUAUAAUAGCUGUUUACAGCCUUGUACAAGCACAAUACUGGGAUGACCCAUACCUACGCGAUGACUUUAGAAACAAAAGCAUCUUCUUGGCUGAUGUGAACUGCGCUAGAGUAAGUAUUAAAAACACAGUCUCUAAUUUUUUUUCUAAAAAGAACUAAGUAUUAUUGUUUUCCGUCCUCUGAUUCAUAUUUAGUGUUUUUUCCCAACUAUUUCAUAUAAAAGUACAAUAAAAGCAUUAUAUAAUAGGAAUGCGAUCAAGACAGAUACCGUAAGAACUUGGUAAGGCUAGAGAACUUGGUACUGGUUAAGUUUUUGCGCGAUACUAUGGUAGUGCCAAAGGAAACAGAAUGGUUUGGGUACUAUCCUGACAACAAUGUCACUAAUGUGGUCACGCUCAGAGAUUCGGAUUUGUAUAAAAACGUAAGUUUUGGUUUUAAUACGACAUUACUUGCUGCAGUAAGCCCAAAAUUGUGUAGAAGGCUUAAUUUAAUUAAUUAUUCACUUCUGACCUCAUGGUGAAUAUGCGUAUAAUAUAAAGCUAAUUUUAAAAACGACCAAACAUUUUGUAGGACCUGAUUAGUCUGAAAGAAUUGGAUGACAAUGGAAAACUGCACUUCCUUACUGUAGAUGCUGACCAUCUUCACAUCACAAACGAGUUCUUUGUCAACGAAAUCGUCAAAAAAUAUUUUUCUUGA
Messenger RNA from Bursaphelenchus okinawaensis, 1585 nucleotides. Lineage: Eukaryota; Metazoa; Nematoda; Chromadorea; Rhabditida; Aphelenchoididae. The record is from the annotation of a GenBank genome assembly.